AGUAGUCCUUGAGAAGGCGUUUUCGUCAGAGAAGCUUCAAUUACCAAAGGAGCAAUUAGACGAAAGCAGUCUUCCUUUUCCGAUUGCCUCAAACAUAUCCCUGCAACGGUACAAUUCUUUCGUUGAAAGCAAAGAGAUAAGCGGAUACAAGCUUGAUUACAAAAAGGGCACCGUAUAUAUAGUUGAAAUGACUUCGACUGAACAUGAAGCAGUUGUUGAGGCAGUUGGAUACUACUUCAGAACCCUUUAUCCUGGCGUGCCUAGUAAUGCUCCAAUACAAGUGCUCGGACAGCCAC
Funneliformis caledonium is the source of this 296-nucleotide messenger RNA. The record is from the annotation of a GenBank genome assembly. Lineage: Eukaryota; Fungi; Glomeromycota; Glomeromycetes; Glomerales; Glomeraceae.